AUGGCGAUGAAGGUGCUGGUCACAUUUGCCAUCACAAUCAUGUACCUUUGGGCCAUCGCGUACCUUUGGGCCAAAAACUAUGAAGCAUUAGAAUUGCCAAGGCAAACUAAUGUCUGGUUGACGUGGGCUAACGUUACAGGCCAGAAGGAUUUUUGUAUCAGCAUGGCUUUGCCAGGAGAUCCUUUUCGCACUUGCCUUAUUGGGAUGCUGUUGGUAGAAAAUGAGACAGAUUUUAGUCAAUGGAUAGAUAUAGCUCAUUAUAAUGCUAGUUGUGAUAUACCCCAGCGGGGUUUUGGGAUUGAUUAUGACUGCGACUGCUUUGUCAAGGAUGGGAGUCCGUUCCGUUACAUCUCAGGUAGCAUUCACUACUCACGGGUGCCCCGGUAUUACUGGAAAGACCGCUUGUUGAAGAUGAAGAUGGCAGGACUUGAUGCCAUUCAAACGUAUGUGCCGUGGAACUACCAUGAAACCCAGCUGGACGUGUAUGAUUUUUCUGGUGACAAAGAUCUAGAGUAUUUCCUACAGCUUGCUAACAACACUGGUUUGCUGGUCAUCCUGAGAGCCGGACCUUACAUCUGUGCAGAAUGGGACAUGGGAGGUCUUCCUGCAUGGCUGUUGGAGAAGAAAUCUAUUGUUCUCAGGUCUUCUGAUUCAGAUUACCUGGCAGCAGUGGAGAAAUGGAUGAGUGUCCUUUUGCCAAAGAUGAGGCCUUACCUCUAUGAAAAUGGAGGUCCAAUCAUCAUGGUGCAGGUAGAAAAUGAGUAUGGAAGCUACUUUGCUUGUGACUAUGACUAUCUGCGUUCCCUUCUGACGAUCUUUCGCCAGCAUCUUGGAGAUGAGGUGGUGCUGUUCACAACUGAUGGUGCAAGUCAGUUUCACUUGAAGUGUGGAGCUCUUCAGGGUCUUUACGCAACAGUGGACUUUGGCCCAGGUGGCAAUGUCACAGCAGCGUUCUUAGCUCAAAGGGGCAGUGAACCUACAGGCCCUUUGGUUAAUUCUGAGUUUUAUACUGGAUGGUUGGAUCACUGGGGGCACCGUCAUUCUGUUGUGCCCGCGCAAACUGUAGCUAAAACACUUAAUGAAAUCCUGGCACGUGGUGCAAACGUUAACCUGUACAUGUUUAUAGGCGGGACUAACUUUGCCUAUUGGAACGGUGCUAAUAUGCCCUAUAUGCCACAGCCCACUAGUUAUGACUAUGAUGCUCCACUGAGUGAAGCGGGGGAUCUGACAGAAAAGUAUUUUGCCUUGAGGGAAGUCAUUGGUAUGUAUAAACAGUUACCAGAAGGUCUUAUCCCUCCGACAACACCCAAAUUUGCAUAUGGGAAGGUUCGCUUGCAGAAGGUGGGCACUGUGGUGGAGGUUCUCAACAGGCUGUCACCUGGGGGACCUGUGAAAAGCACCUACCCAUUAACCUUUGUGCAGCUAAAGCAGUAUUUUGGAUUUGUACUGUACAGAACUACACUUCCAAAACACUAUAUGGAACCUACACAACUAUCUUCACCUUUAAAUGGAGUCCAUGAUCGUGCCUAUGUCUCUGUGGAUGGG
Mesitornis unicolor (brown roatelo) is the source of this 1545-nucleotide messenger RNA. RefSeq names its product beta-galactosidase-like. Gene Ontology annotation, molecular function: beta-galactosidase activity. The annotation marks the transcript as partial. Gene Ontology annotation, cellular component: vacuole. Lineage: Eukaryota; Metazoa; Chordata; Aves; Mesitornithiformes; Mesitornithidae. The record is from RefSeq and is a predicted model, not a curated record. Gene Ontology annotation, biological process: carbohydrate metabolic process. The transcript is spliced from 13 exons.